Rotaria sp. Silwood1 is the source of this 1779-nucleotide messenger RNA. NCBI's taxonomy places the organism in Eukaryota, Metazoa, Rotifera, Eurotatoria, Philodinida, Philodinidae. The record is from the annotation of a GenBank genome assembly.
AUGACGUGUGCCAACAAUGUACCGAUCUCGACUAUUGGAUGGAGUAGUGCCAAUGCUAAUCUGAUUUGUGUUGCUGACUGUUUAACUGAUGGUGGCUAUUCUACUGCACCAAUUGAUAUUCUCACUGAUUGUACAUCAGUUAGUUCAUCAUUGAAGAUGAUGACAAGUGAACGAUCGAAAAAUGUAACACUGUCUGCGGAUGCACAUUUUUAUUUAGCUUAUAGAGGAAGUGCUUGGGUGCCACUAAAUGAUCCUGCUAAAACAGCUCUUGAUUGGUCUAUUGUAACGUACAUUGAUCUUCGCAAACGACCAGAUGGUUUCAUUAAUACUUCACCUAUAGCUAAAGUUGUUUCUCCACAAUAUGUCAUUUUGAAUCAAACGACACAAAUUAAUAUUCUUGUUUCGGAUGCGAAUGUUGGUGACGAUGUACGUUGUCGAUGGUCAAAAUAUACAAUUGGAUAUCGAAGACGAAAACGAUCAGACGAAGAAAGACAUGAAAACCACUAUUAUACUGCUCAAAAAUAUAUAAAAGAACCAGACAACAAAGAAAUCAUGGAUCUCAGAAAAAAACGACAGACUUGUUCAAGUGGAUGUUUAAAGGGUGAAAAGUGUAACAGUGUUAGAUGCGAUGGGACCAUGUGCACGACUCUGACCUGUGAAAGCACGUGUUGUGACUACCCAACGACAACAACAACGAGUACAUCCACAGACAGCACAACUUCUACGGAAACUCCAGGAACACCAAAGUCGACUUCGUCGUUUCCAAUACGUCAGGCAAUUGAUGAAUGCGGUGAUAUUUGUUAUCCAAACAGUGUGCCUAAUGGUACAACCCUGACCAACUGUACUAUCACAUUCACAGGUCUUAAAGCUGGUGUUUGGUAUGGAAUUGCUAUUCAGGUUGAAGAUUUUAUCGAUAAUACAAGUACAACACCAAUGAGUUCGGUACCAGUUCAAUUUUUGAUUUAUGUUCAGCCGCAACCAGCUUGUUCGAACAGACCUAUAAUUUUCCCUCUAAACCGUUGUCUAGAAGUACAAGUUGGCAUCUCCAUCAGUUUUAAUCUAUCUGCAAUGAACUUAUGCAAUUCUAGUGUGGUCAAACUUGCUGAUAUUAUUGUUUCAAGUGGAAUCACUGGUAUGACUCGUGGUAAUCUGACAAAUUUAUCAACAAAUUCAUCAGUCUCAUAUGUCAAAUUCACUUGGACACCACAGAUAAAUCAAGUUGGAUCACAGCAACUAUGUACAAUUGCAUUUACAACUGAAAACUUACAAUCUGAUCAAUAUUGCAUUAUAUUUACUGUAAAAAAUUCAUCUGAUAUUUGUGUAACAACAACAACUUCUACGUCCACUACUACAUCGACUAAAACAACUUCUACGUCGUCUACUGCCUCAACUACGACAACUAUCACGUCCACUACUACCUCGACUACAACAACUUCAACCUCUACUACUACUACUUCAACUACAACAACUACCACAUCAACUACAACAACUACCACAUCAACUACAACAACUACCACAUCAACUACAACAACUACCACAUCAACUACAACAACUACCACAUCAACUACAACAACUACCACAUCAACUACUACCUCAUCGCUCUCACAAAUAUUUACCACCGAAUCUCUCAAUAAUCUUUCUCUUGUGCUUGGAUUAGGUCUCGGUCUUGGUCUCUCACUACUUCUCGUCCUGAGCAUAUUGGCUACUUGUCUUUGUUGUCGAUGUUGUCCAGGAUACUUCUGCACUGUGAUGCUUCGUCAUCUUGCCAUGGUCAAUUAA